UAGUGGCCCUGGGCAUCUCAACCAAGAGCAAAGUGAAGGCAUUGAGGUGAUGGAGGAGGUCAACGAGUGAGGGAUGGCCUGGGGACUCGCCAUGGGGCUUUGAACAUAAAUGGUUUAAAACGUUAAUGUGAACUGAGUGAACUGAUACCUCCCCUGCUGGGACACGUCCUUAUAGGAACUCAUGGAGCCAGAAGCUGGGACCAACAGGACCGCUGUUGCUGAGUUCAUUCUGCUGGGCCUGGUGCAAACAGAAGAGAUGCAGUCUGUGGUCUUUGUGCUCUUUCUCUUUGCCUAUCUGGUCACAAUUGGGGGCAACCUCAGCAUCCUGGCAGCCGUCUUGGUGGAGCCCAAACUCCACACCCCCAUGUACUUCUUCCUGGGGAACCUAUCAGUGCUGGAUGUCGGAUGUAUCACUGUCACUGUGCCUGCAAUGUUGGGUCGUCUCUUGUCCCACAAGUGCACCAUUUCCUAUGAUGCCUGCCUCUCCCAGCUCUUCUUCUUCCACCUUCUGGCUGGGAUGGACUGCUUCCUGCUGACCGCCAUGGCCUAUGACCGAUUCCUGGCCAUCUGCCGGCCCCUCACCUACAGCACCCGCAUGAGUCAGACAGUCCAGAGGAUGUUGGUGGCUGCGUCCUGGGCUUGUGCUUUCACCAACGCAGUGACCCACACUGUGGCCAUGUCCACACUCAACUUCUGUGGCCCUAACGAGGUCAAUCACUUCUACUGUGACCUCCCACAGCUUUUCCGGCUUUCCUGCUCCAGCACGCAAUUCAAUGAGCUGCUGCUCUUUGCUGUGGGUUUCAUCAUGGCAGGUGCACCUUUGGUUCUCAUCAUCACCUCCUACAGCCACGUGGCAGCUGCAGUUCUACGAAUCCGUUCAGUGGAGGGCCGGAAGAAGGCCUUCUCCACCUGUGGAUCCCACCUCACUGUGGUUUGUCUUUUCUAUGGAACAGGUAUCUUCAACUACAUGAGACUGGGUUCAGAGGAGGCUUCGGACAAGGAUAAAGAGGUUGGAGUUUUCAACACUGUUAUCAACCCUAUGCUGAACCCUCUUAUCUACAGCCUCAGAAACCCUGAUGUUCAGGGUGCUCUGUGGCGAAUAUUUUUGGGGAGGAGAUCACUGACCUGAGAGGUGAUGGGGUCCUUCCUUUCCUGCCUUUUCUGGACUGAGAAAAAUUUCCCAGUAAACAGGAAAAAUUCAGCCAGAACUAUUUCUCCUAUCUCCUGAUGCUUGAAGAUCGGUGUUACGUAUUUGUCCUACUAGGAAACGCUACAUAAUUUAUUCAUUCAACAAAUACUUAUUAGAUUACCUCUAUGAUCUGGACAGUCUUCCAAGGCAUUGGUGA
Molecule: messenger RNA, 1346 nt
Organism: Chlorocebus sabaeus (green monkey)
Lineage: Eukaryota; Metazoa; Chordata; Mammalia; Primates; Cercopithecidae
Product: olfactory receptor 3A2
Biological process (GO): G protein-coupled receptor signaling pathway
Cellular component (GO): membrane
Molecular function (GO): G protein-coupled receptor activity; olfactory receptor activity
Source: RefSeq, a predicted model, not a curated record